Theobroma cacao (cacao) is the source of this 1688-nucleotide messenger RNA. It is a transcript of the gene RAX2, whose product is annotated as Duplicated homeodomain-like superfamily protein. The record is from RefSeq and is a predicted model, not a curated record. NCBI's taxonomy places the organism in Eukaryota, Viridiplantae, Streptophyta, Magnoliopsida, Malvales, Malvaceae.
GAUUCUUUCGAGUGUGGAAAGAAGAGACCAAGUUAAGGCCUAGCUAGUUUGAUGGUCCUGUUAGGAAGGCUCUCUCCUUUUGCCUGAUUAGUUUAUGAUGGAAAGUUCUCUCAGCUAAUCAAGCAACAGGAGUUAUAGAAAACAGAUGGAUGAUUGAAAUUAGACGGCCUGUGUUUUGACUUCUGUUUUAUCUCUCUCUAUAUUAGCAUCUUCCCUCAGUCCCCCAAACAAAUUGAAGUCUUCUUUUGGAACAAAAGCUAGCUAGGCAGCCUCCCUCACAACCAUCACCACCAUAACUUUGAAAGAAACCUCUUGUUGUUAGUUGAAGGAGCUCGUUUUUCAGUAUUCAAACAAGUUAAUUAAGAGUGAGAGACAGAGAGAUAAAAGAUAUGGGAAGGGCUCCUUGCUGUGAUAAGGCUAAUGUGAAGAAAGGUCCCUGGUCGCCUGAAGAAGAUGCAAAGUUAAAGGAGUACAUAGAGAAACAGGGAACUGGAGGGAACUGGAUUGCUCUCCCACCAAAAGCUGGUCUUAAGAGAUGUGGGAAAAGUUGCAGAUUAAGAUGGCUUAACUAUCUCAGGCCUAAUAUUAAACAUGGAGAAUUCUCUGAUGAUGAAGAUAGGAUAAUCUGCACUCUCUAUGCAAGCAUUGGUAGCAGGUGGUCAAUUAUAGCAGCUCAGUUGCCAGGCAGGACUGAUAAUGAUAUCAAGAACUACUGGAACACAAAGCUCAAGAAGAAACUUUUUGGCAUGGCUCCCCAAUCUCAUAGAAAACCUCAUCACGUUCACCAUGCUAGCUUCUCAUCUCUUCUUCAAUCAUCUUCAACUUCCUCCCCAUCUCCAUCACCUCCUUUGUCAUCACCAUCGUCAACGUUACUAUACAAUUGCAGCAACAACACCUACAACACGCCAGCUAGAUCUUUUAGAUGCUUUGAAGUAUCAUAUUCCUCAAAUUUUUCAAACAGCCGUGCUUCUUGUGUAACUGCCGCAUCCGUACUUCAACCGCGGGAGAGUUUACUGGGUCCUACUCAGCAUUACCAACUACAGGAUGGCCUCCAAAUGUUUGGAGGUGAAGCUAGUUGUAGUUCUUCUGAUGGGUCUUGCAGCAACCAAAUCAGCCAAAACAAAGAAUUAGAGUAUGAAUAUGGCGGUGCGAGGGGCAGCAAUGGUGCAAAUAACGGUGAACAAAUGGGCAUGCACAGUUAUUUCUGCAAUGAAGCUGAUGAAAGCCAAACGCUCAUGGCAUCAAAUGGAGGUUGUGCUAACGGAUGGUCUGAGAAGUCGUCAAAUGGAUUGUGGGGUGAAACAGUACCAUUAGAUUACGGGCUUGAGGAAAUUAAGCAGCUAAUUUGCACUAGUAGCUGUAGCAGCUUUAUUUUUGAUGAAAACAAGGCAGAAGAAAAAGUUAUGUACUAUUGAUCUGACUAUGACUGUGUGUAAAAUCAGAUGGAUUUGAAGGGUGAGGGGAGGGAAUGGGUUCAAGAUUUCAGAUUUAGACUUGAGUUAUGUGCUUUGGGGGUGGAUUUCUGAUGGAAACAGUUUUUUGACAGUACAUGGUGAAAAAGUUUCCUCUGUGCUUUUCUUUUCGGGAAAUGAUGUAUGUGCUGCUAUAGGCUAGAGUAUUUUUACUGCAACAAUUCAGAAAUAAUUGUUUAAUUGUCAUCAAACCAGAGAAGCUAUCAUCUUUUUCAA